Messenger RNA from Homarus americanus (American lobster), 8265 nucleotides. Its product is annotated as serine-rich adhesin for platelets-like. The transcript is spliced from 13 exons. NCBI's taxonomy places the organism in Eukaryota, Metazoa, Arthropoda, Malacostraca, Decapoda, Nephropidae. Bases 545 to 6490 code for a protein of 1981 amino acids. The record is from RefSeq and is a predicted model, not a curated record.
GGGUCCUGAGUGAGGAUCCUUGCCCUGGAUCCUGAGGGAGGGAUCCUUGCCCUGGGUCUUGAGGGACUGAGGAAUCCUUGCCCAGGGUCCUGAGGGAGGGAGGGAGAGCACAGCGUCACAGGAGAAAGUUUUAACUCAUAGGAUCUCUUGUUCACGUUGACUCUUGUGUUGUUAAAAUGUUUCUCUCGUUGGCACAGAGUUUGUUGUGUGUAAAUAAUAAUUAUAAAUCCUAACUCGUGGAAUAUAUCGUGUGAGGUGUAAGGUCAGUGAGACGCGGGUCAGCCUCGACCCUGACGCAGACUCCUGGGAGUAAUGGCCAACUUUCACGGCAGCAUAUAUAAGUGAGUGACUCGUGGCCAGGCGCGUUUGUUUCUGUCGGGACGCGCCGAGCGGGAGACAGCACCGGUGUACAGAGUGUGAGUGGCGGCAGUCAAGCACACCAAGUGAGGUGCUUCAGGACACAGUGCGAGUGAGGGUCACCCCAGGAUAAGUGGAGGCCCUAAGUGGGAUCAUUCCCUCUCCACAGACGCACACACCCGCCACCAUGAUCAAGGUGGCGCUCAUCGCUGGCGUUAUUCUGGUGGCGUGCAUCAGCGCUCUGCCACAAUCUCACUCCAACACCCAAUACGCCCAAGAACGCUCCUACCCAGCAGCAGUCUACCCUCCACCACCUUCCCCACAUCGACCAGCCCCGAAAGGCAAGAGUAAGGACAAAGGUUUCUUCGGCUUGGAUUUAUUCAAAGGCUUUACGGAUUUCUUCAGCUUCGAUAAAGGAAAGGGAGGAAGAGAAGCGCCUUCAAAGGGCUAUGGACCUCCGCCAAUUCUUGUUUAUGGCCCUCCCCCUGUGUCCAAGGGUAAAGGCGGCUAUGGGCCACCUCUCCCUCCUUCUAAGGGUUAUGGGCCCCCAAAGGCAUCUUAUGGCCCUCCCCCAAAGGCAUCUUAUGGCCCUCCACCAAAGGCAUCUUACGGCCCUCCACCAAAGGCACCAAAGGCAUCUUAUGGCCCUCCCCCAAAGGCAUCUUAUGGCCCUCCUACAAGAGCAUCUUAUGGCCCUCCCCCAAAGGCAUCUUACGGUAGCCCCUCCCCAAGCCUCCUCAAGAGCAUCUUAUGGCCCUCCCACCAAAGAGCAUCUUAUGGCCCUCCCCAAAAAGGCACCAAAGCAUCUUGGCCCCUCCUCAAGGCAUCUUAUGGCCCUCCACCAAAAUCUUAUGGCCCUCCCCCAAAGGCACCAAAGGCAUCUUACGGCCCUCCACCAAAGGCACCGAAAGCAUCUUACGGCCCUCCACCAAAGGCAUCUUACGGCCCUCCACCAAAGGCAUCUUAUGGCCCUCCACCAAAGACAUCUUACAGUCCUCCUACAAAGCCUAAUUAUGGCGCACCUCCUCCUGCACUAACUUACGGUGUUCCUAAAGUUCCUCCCUCCGGCUACGGCGCCCCCAAGCCUGUCGAUAUAAUCAUCUCCCAACCUACUGGCAACUAUGGGGUGCCCCCUCCUCCUCCUCCUCCUCCUCUUCCUCCUAAGGGCAAUUAUGGGGUACCACCACCACCUCCUCCUCAUGGCAACUACGGGGUACCACCACCACCACCUCCUCCUCCUCCUCAUGGCAACUAUGGGGUACCACCACCACCACCUCCUCCUCCUCCUCAUGGCAACUAUGGGGUACCACCUCCACCUCCUCCUCCCCCUCAUGACAACUACGAGGUACCUCCUCCUCCUUCACCUCAGGAUAACUAUGAGGUACCACCUCCUCCUCCCCCUCAUGGCAACUACGAGGUACCUUCUCCUCUUCCUCUGGCAUCAGUUGCCUCCGUCCUUGCUCCUACCAACCAAUACGCACCUCUCCCCAUUGUUCCAGCACCUCUCCCCAUUGUUCCAGCACCUCUCCCCAUUGCCCCAGCUCCUCUUCCUUCUAUUCCGGCUCCUGACCCUCUUCCUCCUGUUCUUCCUCCCGCCCCAGCUCCACUCCAACCCCUCGGCAGCCCUCUACCCACAAAACCGGACUGCGAGGCGUGCGACAAUGAGCCAUGGGUGCCCAUGCAGGUGGCAGGUCCAGUGGCACCAGCCCCUCAACCACCCCCAGUGACCAGUGUAGUUCCAGUCUCCGCCAAUCCCCCGGCUCCUGUUGUCACCUCCGCUCCCGGGCUGGACUUCGAUUUAAGAUUUGUGGACGUUGUGGGACAAACUAUAGAGGAGCCGUCACUCGACCUUCAGGAGGACCCGGGAACCUUGAAUGAGGAACCCUUCUACAUUGUUGACAGUGAACCGCUAGGUGCUGGUGUUCGUGACCCCAGGAUGAUGGAGGAGGAGGUGACACAAGACGUGGUGUAUGUACUGACUGAGGACGACCCACAGCCUGUUGUCAGUGAGGUACCACAGGUCGACACCCCCACCCUCUAUGAGAUCGAGACACUCGCCCCCAUCGGCCUACUGGAUAACAUCAACCUUCGGGUGUUUGACCAAGACGCGCCAGUGUUUGUCGAGACGGAGAAGGAAGAGCGAGUGACCACCUCGGCGGGCGAUCUCUUGGAAGACAUAUUGGUGAUCGGCACCACAGGACCCGAGGUUGAGGAAGUCAUACACACCUUACCUGCAGAUGUUCCUGAGCUUGUGCUUAACACAUUGGUUAAUGACCUUGUUGAGCCGACUGUCCAGGCUGUCUUGGAGUCUGAAGUACCAGUGGCGGAAGAAGAGUUCCAGCUUGCUGACAUAGACCUGAGACAGUCGGACGCUGUACAAGAAGUGGUCACAAAUGUUGUCCCUCAGGUGAACGUGAUCGAUGGAGGCGUCGGACUCAUUAGUCUUGGUGACCCAGAGUUUACUGAUCUGUCAAUUGGGGAGCCGCAGGAGGGCACAGUCCUGGACAUCUCUCAGCCUGAUGUGUUGUCAGUCUCACAGCCCGACCUCGGAGUGGCGGUAGAUCAGAGCCAACUGACGGUGAAUCAGCCUGACGCUACUGGUGACGCCAUCCUCGACGCUCCAUACAACGCCGUUUCCCAGACCUCCCAAUUCCUUUCCCAGGUCGAUACCAGCUCUCAGGUAGAGGGCGCAGGUGGUCUGCAGGUGGUAGCGGCGCCCUCAUUGUCCCCGCGAGUCGUUGAUGGUGAGCUGAAGGUGGUGGAUGUAGGUUCUCCUCAGUUCGUGGAGUCGAGUCAGGGCACAAUUGGUGGCAGUUCGCUGGUGUCAGUGAGUGAGGCACAGCUGAUUUCCGUGUCACAGCCCGAGAGUUUGUCUGUCUCGCAGCCUGUGUUUGUGGCUGUUAAUCCUCCACAAUCACUAGGAGGCUCCUCACAGUCCCAGGAGGGCCCCCAGUACACUCGCUUCACUUCAGGCAGCCAGGACACACGUUAUACUGACGGUGGUUCAUCUGUGUCCCAGGGUGUGUCUUUAUUCCAGACAUCCUCUCAGGGCCAGCCGGGUCAGUCUCAAGUAGUGUCACUGAGUAGCCCUGAGGUACAGAGUGUAGGAGACCCACAGACUGUGUUAGUGUCGCAGCCACAACUUGUUGCCGGACAAUUGCCUCAAGGAAUAGUGGAAGCUGAUGUCAACAUUUACCCUGGAGUGUCCCUGUUCCAGACUUCCUCCCAGGGACAGUCACCUGGAGGCGCCUCACAGUCCCAGCAACAACUCCAGUUCACUGGGUUCCCUUCAGGCAGCCAGGACACACGUUAUACUGACGCUGGUUCAUCUGUGUCCCCGGGAGUGCCCAUAUUCCAGUCAUCCUCCCAGGGCCAGCCGGGUCAGUCUCAAGUAGUGAGUUUGAGUAAUCCUCAGGUACAGAGUGUAGGAGACCCACAGACUGUGUUAGUGUCUCAGCCACAAGUUGUCGCCGGAACUCCUCAGGUGAUAGGAGAGCCAGGUGCUUUUGAGGUUCACGGGGGAUCUAGUGGUCAAAAUAUAGAGUCGGUCUUCUUGAGGACUAAUCAGGAGUCAAGUGGUGAGUCUCAGUUUGUGUCGGUGCCAGGACCUGUCUUACCGACUAUAGAACAGUUGCAGCCUGUGGCCUUCUCCCAGCAUCAGUUCAACAGUUUCGAUCAAACACUAUUUGAGGGAUCUCAACAAUCGUCUCGGGGGUCGUCAAGUUCUCUCCAAAGCGAUGGUUCUAUCGUACAAGGGAACCUUGCACAGUCUUAUGUACCUUCUGAAGAACAAUCUCAGAGUAUUGGAGAUGCUCAGUUCAGUACCGACGGCUUUACACAACAGUUCUCUCAGGGAUCAUCGUCCGGCGGGUCAGUGGUUGAAGGUGACCUCGUCGGGUCUCAACUUUCUGAUCAGUAUUUCAACAAUUUUCCGUCACUACAAUUCUCACAACAGUCGUCUGGCUCUUUCCACGAUGACGGAUCUAUUGUGUCAGGGAUCCUAGACGCGUCCUACAUUCCUCCGAGGUCUGAAAUUACUCAGUUCAACAACGUCUCACCACAACAGUUCUCUCAGGGGUCCUCGUCCGGUGGGUCUGUGGUAUCAGGUGACCUCGUCGGGUCAGUCAUUGGUCAGAAUUAUGAUAGUUUCCAGUUCAACACUAACGAGGACUCACAACAAACGUUCCAGGGAUCCUCCUCGUCUGGCGGGUCUGUGGUACAAGGCAAUCUAGUCGGUCAAAACUUCGACAAUAUCCCGACACAGCAGUUUUCACAGCAAGCCUCGUCUAGCUUCUUUCAAAAUGAAGGUUCUGUAGAGGGGGAUAACGUCGUUGGGUCACGUAGUCCGGUUCAGAAUUUCCAACGUUUCGAGUACAUCAGUAAUGAUGGCUCUGAGCAGACCUCUCCGGGGUUGUCGUCCAACUUGUUCCAGGACGGCGGUGCUUCUGUUGUGCCUGGAACACUUGAUGGGUCGCUGCAGGAACCACCGAGAUUUGAAGACUUUGUAUCUAACAACCCUCAGCAGUUUUCUCAGGGAUCUUCACCUGGGUCGUUCCACAGCGGCGGGUCUGGGGUCUUUAUCCAAGGGGAGCCACACCUGGUGGGUGAGGUUCAGGUGGACCAGACAGGGUUUGGGUCGCUCCCUUCCUUCUCCGUUGCACAGCCUGAAUUAUUGGAAUCUACCUUCUCUUCGGCCGCGAGCCAGGACACCCCAGGCAUCCCUCUGGCCUCAGCCUCGCCACAGGUGAAGACUGCAGACAUGGGCUCCCUACCACUCGCAGAUUCCUCCCUAAUUUCCUCUUCCUCUCCCUCAUUCCCUCCUUUCCCUGGAAACUCUGACACCAUCAAUGCACCGCUCAACACUGUAGACCAGUUCGUGUUCCCCGCCCCAGCACCACAACCCAACCCUCUAACCUUCAAUGUGGACGUGACGAGCCAAGUACAGGACCAACAGGUGUACAUCACUCCUCACUCUGACUCUCUACGUGACGCUUCAAACCCUCGUAAUAUCAUUCAAGCUUCUGCCAAUACUGCUUCCAGCUUGGAUAGCUCCCAGGCCUUUAACUCAGUAGCCAGCCAGUCCUCUGUUAGUCAGUCGAAAAGUAUUACCAGCAGCCAGUUUGGGUCGUCGCGUCGUAACCCGCCAUCAGAGAACUCUCCUCUACAUAACUUCCGCCCCUUCGCUAAUGAUGAGUCGGGCUUCGAGUAUUCUGCUCCUGGACAAAGGGUUCAGAUUUCUUUCGGUCCUCGCUCACGGAAGAACAGACUCAGAUCCUUCAGCUUUGCCAAAGGCAACUCUGACAACAGUGCCUCUGACAACAGUGCCUCUGACAAGCCCCGGCCAGCACGAGGGACAGGCAGGGCCUUGCUGGGAGGUGGUCUUGGUAACUACCUCGACCCUAGAAAUAGGUCUCGGGCGCCAUUGUUCAACACCAAGUCUACGACAUCAGAUGAAACACCUUCAAGGUUCAGUAUCGCGAAUCCUGUAAAGUCUACUACCGAGGAGGCUGCCAUAACCACUGCCACGCCAUCGACUACCACCACGAACACAACCACCACUAUCACCAUCACCACUACUCCAUCGAUUGAGACCUCUACAACAAUCUUUGACUCAGGCACCACAGACACCACCACCACCACCAGCUCUCGAGAUCUACCACGCAGACGUUUCCGGCCUAUUCCACGUCGACGAAUUAUUUCGUCUUCGUCUUCUUCCUCCAAAGACGGCCGCCGGCACUCUGGGCUCUUUUCUGUCAGGCACCGUGGCACUCCCAGGCACCGCCCCAGCGUCUCCGUAAUACUUGACCAAGACAAAAAUAACGAGAAUGAUUUUAUAAAAGAAAAAGAUGAUGAAAAACACGAGUUGAGAGGUGAGGGGUUAAAGGAGGAGGUCGUCCCUCUCAUCCAGGAAGAGAAGGUAGAGAAGGGGCAGACCCCGCUGGAGGCCCACAAUAACACAGUCGGCAGUGUGGAUGGUAGAGGUUCGGGCAAGUCCAUCUCCGACGGCCAGCCUCAGAGGAACAACUUGGGCUUUGUGUUCCCCCAAAGACGUGACUCAAUCCUGCCCUUCGGCACUCGCCUUGCUCAUAGAAGACCCAAUUCCCCCCUUACUAACUCCUUCACUGGUAAUUAACUCCCUGCUUACUGCCACAGUGCUCACAUGACCUGUUGUGACCUGACUGCUUGCUUGUGUGACCCUCAGACACCAUUAUUGACCUGCACCAUUGACCUGAUUGUCUAAUUUAUAAGGUAAUAACCACGCUUACUCACCCUGCCGACCUUGUUACAGGUCCCCUCCCACUAACCUCUGGCCCUAACCUCCCCCCGACGCUGUCCCUGAUGACCCUCACUAACUCCCAGGACCUGACCACCUCUCCCACGACCCUCGCUGAGACUCCUUCACCAGUCGUCGUCUUCAGCACCCAGACUCCGGCGUUUAACACGCCCCCACCUCAGGCAUCAUUCAAAGCACCAAAUACUCUGAACUUUUUCAACGCGCCCACAACUACGCCCCCACCCGUCGUGUUCUUCAGCACACAACCUCCAGUAUUCAAUGUACCUUCAGCUGGGAACACUUUCAGAGCGCCCUCACCUCAGGUUCCUUCACAAGAAUCCACGUCGUUCAACCCCUCCCCACCUCUGUCUCCCUUUAACAUGAUCCCCGUUAUACUUCCUGUCAAUAUGGUCCCCGUCGUAGCUCCCCUCAACCUGCCCUUUGUGGUGGCUCCCGUCAACCCUCAGCCCACAAUAGAUCCCAACAACCCCCCCACCCCACCCAGCGAGUCUCUCAAGCCUCCUCUUAACUUCCCCUCCCACCAGUCCACAGUAGCACCCCGCCUUCAACGACUCUUCCCCAGUCGUCAGCUGGCCAACAGCUUCACCCUCCAACAGAACAGUCAAUCGUCGUCAUCACAGUCGUGGCGGGGACAGUCAAGUAGCACCAGCACGUCCCAACUCCCUGGUGGUGUGGGGGUCCUGCAGCAGCUACGUCAGGCACAAAGUAGCAACACACAAGAAAAGUCUACCUCCUCCUCCUCUUCGUUCUCAACUAACAGCCUCGCCCAGCCGCUGGAUAAUGAAACUCCCUUGACGACCCCGGGUCCCUCUAGGGACAGAGAGAGGCAGUUAUUGUCUCCAAGGCGUCGUCCGACACUUCGUCGCCCCUUGACGCCCAUCACGCGACCCAGAUCACAGGUUGUGCAGACGCCCGUGUCCGACGAGUACAUCAAGGCCUUCCCUGAAGUUGCGGCGCCUGAGGGCUUCCCCGGCGAGGACCCCGAGGAAGACACCAUAAAGGAAGCCAUCUUCGAGCUCCAGCGGCUCAACUAACAUGAGCCACACAGGGAUCCUCUCUCACUCUGUACAUAGCCCCUAUUUAUCCCCUUCACUAUACUAUAAGUUUGUUAAGUGGUGUGUUUACAAAGACUGCCAGUCCCGUGACUCACAACAAGUUUAGUCUUGUGGGAAUCCUUCGCUCAACAACACAACCUCUAUUUAUUAUUUUAGAACUCAUGUAUUUAUAGUCCUUGUUGGUUAUAUCAUACAUAAUGAAAACUAAAUCAAAAUAUUUCAGUACUGUUCAGACACCAUUUUGUUGGCGACACUGAGGCUGUCGAGAGACUGAUAGUAAUUCUUGUUCUAAGUCAGAAUCAUAGUAGAUUUAUUACUGUAUGAGCCGCUGUUUGAACGAUAAGUUUUGUGAUAGUCUCAACCUUGUGUGUCCCCAACCUUAAAUUACCAUAAUGCAUUUGGCUGCCUCUACUCUGCAACAUGGUGGAGAGGAGGCAGGCAGGCACACCUCACCUUUGUCUCAUGAACUAGAUGUUAACAGUUGUACUGCAGGCCAGUCCAACUUUACAGUUGUCUGUGUAAGACAUUUUUUGUAAAAAAAGUACAAAAUAUAUUUUG